This is a messenger RNA of Quercus lobata, 3049 nucleotides long. RefSeq names its product phospholipase D delta-like. Gene Ontology annotation, molecular function: calcium ion binding; D-type glycerophospholipase activity. Lineage: Eukaryota; Viridiplantae; Streptophyta; Magnoliopsida; Fagales; Fagaceae. The transcript is spliced from 10 exons. Gene Ontology annotation, biological process: phospholipid catabolic process; phosphatidylcholine metabolic process. The record is from RefSeq and is a predicted model, not a curated record. Gene Ontology annotation, cellular component: plasma membrane. The coding region runs from base 221 to 2758 and encodes 845 amino acids.
CUUCAAAUAAUCACAAAGGCGCCACGUACGAGAUCCAGUACACUCUGCUCUGCUCCAAGCAAAGCAAGGAACCAAAUCCAGUUUUCUCACCAUUCACGUAUUCCUUUAUUCCUUUCUUAAUUCACCCUACUAACACUGUACCUUUCCCUAACUCAAAAAACACUAUUAUUUUCCCUUUAAUUACUCUCUUUUGCUAAACAAGAAUUACAAACAGUGUGAAAUGGAAGCGUCCGAGUCCAGUUCAGACAACCAGUUCAUCAUGCUCCAUGGUGACCUAGACCUGAAAAUCGUCGAAGCCCAACACUUACCCAACUUGUCCCUCAUCGAUGUUCGUCAGCUCCGCCGUUGCUUCACCGCCCGUGACAGUUACACUAUCGAAACCCGUCAACACAAACCCAAAGUCCAAUUCUGCAACCCUUACGUCGAAGUUUUAGUCUCAAAUGUCACAGUGGCUAGCACGCGCGUCAUCAAGAACACCACCAACCCUAAAUGGAACCAGUACUUCCAUAUCCCACUGGCACACCCAGUAAAUAAAUUAACAUUCCAUGUCAAAGACGACGACAUCUUCGGCGCCGAGAUAAUCGGCACCGUCCAUAUCCCGGCUUCGAAGAUCGCCACAGGCGAAUUCAUCUCCAACGAUUUCGACAUCCUCAGCUCCUCCAAAAAACCACUGACACUAAACUCGAAGAUUCAUCUCGUACUACAGUUCACGUCGUUUGAUAAAAAUCCAAGGUACGAGCAUGGCAUUGCGUCGGACAAAGGCGGCGGCGGCGUAGCACGCUCGUACUUCCCGCUGAGAAAAGGAGGCUCCGUGAGGUUGUACCAAGACGCGCACGUGCCGGACGGGUUGUUGCCGGAGAUUGAAUUGGAUGGUGGUAAGGUUUUCAAGCACGAGAAGUGUUGGGAGGACAUUUGCUCUGCGAUCUCAGAGGCUCACCAUUUGAUUUACAUUGUUGGGUGGUCGGUUUUUCACAAGGUGAAGCUGGUGAGAGAGCAGACUCGGCCACCGCUACUUGGUGGAGAUUCGACGCUCGGUGAGUUGCUCAAGUUCAAGUCCGAAGAGGGAGUGAGGGUUUUGAUGUUGGUUUGGGAUGAUAAGACCUCUGGCGAUAGCUUCUUCAAGACUGGAAUGAUGCAGACACACGAUGAAGAGACCAGGAAGUUUUUCAAGCAUUCAUCCGUCACUUGUGUGUUGACACCUCGCAAUGCUAGCAGUAAGCUGGGCUAUAUCAAGCAGAAGGUUGUUGGAACCGUUUUUACACACCAUCAAAAAUGUGUUCUAGUGGACACGCAGGCAUUAGGUAGUAAUCGUAAGAUAACUGCAUUUUUAGGAGGGAUUGAUCUUUGUGACGGUCGAUAUGAUACACCAGACCACCGUCUAUUUCGAGAUCUUGACACUGUAUUCCAAAAUGAUUAUCGCAAUCCUACAUUUCCUGCUGGAACCAAGUCUCCAAGGCAACCUUGGCAUGAUUUACACUGCAGAGUUGAGGGGCCUGCUGCAUAUGAUGUUCUUAUAAACUUUGAGCAGCUUUGGAGAAAAGCAACAAAAUGGAAGGAGCUUGGACUACGUUUCAAAAGGGUUUCCCAUUGGCAUGAUGAUGCUUUAUUAAAAAUAGAACGCGUUGCAUGGAUACUAAGUCCUGCCCCAUCUAUAAAGAAGGAUGGUUCCACAUCUAUUCAACCAGAUGAUCCCACGUUAUGGAUUUCCAGUGAAGAUGAUCCUGAAAGUUGGCAUGUUCAGAUUUUUAGGUCCAUUGAUUCGGGAUCAGUGAAAGGAUUUCCCAAAACUGUUGAGAUGGUUGAAAACAAGAACCUUAUUUGUUCGAAAAAAUUGGUAAUAGAUAAAAGCAUUCAAACAGGAUACAUCCAGGCAAUCAGAUCUGCUCAACAUUUCAUAUAUAUUGAAAAUCAGUAUUUUUUUGGAUCGUCAUAUGCAUGGCCAUCAUAUAAAAAUGCAGGAGUUGAUAAUCUAAUCCCGAUGGAAUUGGCAUUAAAGAUAGCUAGUAAAAUUAGAGCAAAGGAGAGAUUUGCAGUGUAUAUUGUCAUACCAAUGUGGCCUGAGGGUGAUCCAACUUCUGUGGCUAUGCAAGCAAUUCUCUUUUGGCAGGGCCAAACAAUGCAAAUGAUGUAUGAUAUAGUCGCACAAGAAUUGGAUAUUAUGCAGCUUGUAGAUUCAAAUCCUCUAGAUUACCUCAAUUUCUAUUGCCUUGGUAACCGGGAAGAUAUUUAUGAGGAAAGGUUAGGUGAUAAUGCUGAUAAGGUCUCGGAUACACAAAAAUUUAAGCGGUUUAUGAUUUAUGUACAUGCCAAGGGAAUGAUAGUAGAUGACGAAUAUGUAAUAGCGGGAUCUGCCAAUAUAAACGAGAGAUCCAUGGCUGGUACAAAGGACACAGAGAUAGCUAUGGGUGCAUAUCAACCCCACCAUUCUUGGGCAUCAAGGAAGAAACAUCCGCGUGGUCAGGUGUAUGGAUACAGAAUGUCAUUGUGGGCUGAGCACCUUGGGAAGGUGGAUACCUACUUUGAGGAGCCAGAGAGUUUGGAGUGUGUGAACACAGUGAAUGGGAUUGCUAAAGAGAACUGGAAGAGGUAUACAGAUAAGGAUUUUACACCAUUGCAAGGCCAUCUUCUUAAGUAUCCUGUGCAGGUAAAUAAGGAUGGGAAGGUCAGCCCCUUGCCUGGACAAGAGAAUUUCCCAGAUGUUGGUGGAAAAGUACUGGGAGUUCAUUCAGUCACCCUUCCUGAUACUCUAACAACAUAGUCUUCACCCAUUGUUGUGUUCUUACAUGAUUGGUUAGGAAGCAUGGUGGACAUGCCAAAAUUUUGAGGUUGUUAAACUGAAGGUGUUAAAGAGUUUGUGCUCCUAGCUCUCUGCCCCCUUUUGUAAAUGAUUGGGCUACAAUAGGCUUUUAGUGUAAUACAAAUGCGUGAACAUAGUGAGAAGGUUGACUUGUUGUGAAUAUUUGUUCAUAUACAGAUGCUUGGUUUCCAUCUUGCCACUUGGAGAGGUCACUACAAUUACAAUUCAAAAGAAAUGCAACCUAUUCCUGUU